AUGAAAAUUCAAGAGGGUGAAAAAUUAGGUGAAAAAACAGGUGAAAUCUCACCUCUUCACCUAAACAUUAUUUUUGGUGUAAAUUUCAUGAAAAUUCAAGAGGGUGAAAAAUUAGGUGAAAAAACAGGUGAAAUCUCACCUCUUCACCUAAACAUUAUUUUUGGUGUAAAAUUCAUGAAAAUUCAAGAGGGUGAAAAAUUAGGUGAAAAAACAGGUGAAAUCUCACCUCUUCACCUAAACAUUAUUUUUGUCUGA
This is a messenger RNA of Trichomonas vaginalis G3, 255 nucleotides long. RefSeq lists its product as uncharacterized. The record is from RefSeq and is a predicted model, not a curated record. Bases 1 to 255 code for a protein of 84 amino acids. Lineage: Eukaryota; Parabasalia; Trichomonadida; Trichomonadidae. The transcript has a single exon.